This is a messenger RNA of Sinocyclocheilus grahami, 2155 nucleotides long. RefSeq names its product voltage-dependent L-type calcium channel subunit beta-2-like. Gene Ontology annotation, molecular function: protein binding; voltage-gated calcium channel activity. NCBI's taxonomy places the organism in Eukaryota, Metazoa, Chordata, Actinopteri, Cypriniformes, Cyprinidae. The record is from RefSeq and is a predicted model, not a curated record. Bases 166 to 1965 code for a protein of 599 amino acids. Gene Ontology annotation, cellular component: voltage-gated calcium channel complex. The transcript has 10 exons. Gene Ontology annotation, biological process: calcium ion transmembrane transport.
UUGCCUAUAAUUGCAUUUUUGAUACCUGUGGCUCUCAGGUUUAUGUAUAAUGUUUGCGUAUCAUUUGGUAGAUGGUGGGCGGUAUAUACAGUAGUUGUUGUUAGAGUUUACUGAAGUUUGUGGUUGGUAUGGUGAGGAGAGCAAAUGCUCUAACUGGAUUGGCUGAUGAAGGCCUCCUGGAUACGACUGCUGAAACGAGCAACAGGGAACCGAGUCAAGAACAACAUUGGUGGUUCAGCGGACUCAUACACUAGUCGGCCGUCUGACUCGGAUGUGUCUCUGGAGGAAGAUAAAGAGACCUUACGCAGAGAAGCUGAGAGACAGGCUCAGGCUCAGCUCAAAAAGGCUGAGUCUAAACCAGUGGCGUUUGCAGUACGUACUAAUGUUGGCUACAGCGCUUCUCUUGAAGACGACGUCCCUGUGCCUGAAAUGGGAAUCUCAUUUGAGGCUAAAGAUUUCCUUCAUGUUAAAGAAAAAUUUAAUAAUGACUGGUGGAUUGGUCGCUUGGUGAAAGAAGGGUGUGACAUCGGUUUCAUCCCAAGUCCGCUGAAGCUUGAAAGCAUUCGCAUCCACCAGGAGCAACGUGUAAAACAAGGAAAAUUUUACUCAAGUAAACUAGGGGCAAACUCUUCAUCCAGUUUAGGAGACAUUGUUUCAAACUCACGUAAAUCAACCCCUCCAUCCUCAGCUGUGGACAUAGACGCUGCAGGGUUAGAUCCGGAGGAGAGUGACCCUCCUCUCCAUCAGCGUUCACCCAAAGCCAGCCCAAACACAGUAAUAUCCCCUUUAGCCCGUGAGAAACGAAUGCCUUUCUUUAAGAAGGUAAAGGACGCUCCCUCGCUCUGCAUCUGUCCGUCACAGCAGCAUCGCGCAGAGCCUGUAACAGAUAUGAUGCAGAAAGCUCUGUUUGACUUUCUGAAGCACCGCUUUGAGGGGAGUGCUUCACACGCUUGUUUGUUCUCUAUCCAGGAGCUUUUCGACAUCAUUCUUGAUGAGAAUCAGCUGGAAGACGCCUGUGAGCACAUGGCUGAUUAUCUGGAGGCCUACUGGAAAUCCACUCACCCUCCCAGCGUCCCUCAGACAAAUCCUCUGCUGGAGAAACUCACCACAGUCACUGCAGCUGCAGUCGCCUGCAAGGACUCACUGACUAAUCCACAAUCAAAGGGCAGAGUGGGCGAGCAGACAGCAGAGAGACCAGCGGACGACAGGACGGGCUUUUAUGAAGACUACCAUCAUCAUCAUCAUCACUACCAAACUCAGAAGCAAGGACGUUUGGAAGACGACAACACUGAGGAGCAAGACGCUAAAGCUAACAACAACCAAAGUGAAUGGAGAAGUGGUCACAAACACCACAGCCAUCAUCAUCAUCAUCAUCACCACCGCCAUCACAGUCGCACCACGAGGACGCUUUACAAACAAGAGACGUCAGAGUGCACAUAUCCAGAACCUCUCGCUGGACAAACGCAGGAAGAGGAACCACCAAACCAUCAUCACCAUCAUCACCACCAGGGUGACAAAGAGAAGGAAUACGACCACAACGAGAGGAACGGCCAGCAAAGAGGAAAGCAGAGGUCACAACGAGAACCUCAUCAUGAGCGGGACAGGAAACGAGGAGAGGCGGAAUGGGCGAGAGAGCAUUACAUAGAGCAUGGUCACAAACACCACAGCCAUCAUCAUCAUCAUCAUCACCACCGCCAUCACAGUCGCACCACGAGGACGCUUUACAAACAAGAGACGUCAGAGUGCACAUAUCCAGAACCUCUCGCUGGACAAACGCAGGAAGAGGAACCACCAAACCAUCAUCACCAUCAUCACCACCAGGGUGACAAAGAGAAGGAAUACGACCACAACGAGAGGAACGGCCAGCAAAGAGGAAAGCAGAGGUCACAACGAGAACCUCAUCAUGAGCGGGACAGGAAACGAGGAGAGGCGGAAUGGGCGAGAGAGCAUUACAUAGAGCAGUGACACACGUGCCACAUACACACUCACCUCAAUCUUAUGUGUUUUUACAGGCCAAUGUAAUGUAUAUGACACGUGUAUCCAUACACGACUUUUCCAAGUGUGGACACAUUAAAUAAAGACAAUUAUAUAUAAUUUAAUAUGGCAUGAAUGAUGAAAUUCUCUUUAAAGAUUGUAGAAUUUUGUGUAUUUAUUU